AUGCCUUGGGUGCACCAUGCCUCGCCGGCGGUGGAGGCGGAGUCCCAGUACCGCCUGAUUCUGGGGGUAUGUCUGGGCCUGACCCUGUUGAUGGUGACCACCGUCUGCCUGCGGCUGGCCAUUCGGUUCCACGCCCGACGAUUGGAGGCCUCCGACUACGUGAUGGUGGUGACGAUGAUCUUUAGCAUCAUAUACAGCGCCUUGUGCAUCGCUCAAAGCAGGUACGGGCUUGGACUGCCCUUGAAGUUGCGGCCAGAAGAGGAUCUGCCCCAGUACACGCAGCUCAACUAUGCCGGUCGCCCCUUCUACCAGGUCGGCAUCGCCGGCUUCAAAGCGUCGCUGUGCCUCAACUUCCUGCGCCUGAUCUCGGGGACAUCCAAGACCUUCUAUCGGAUCCUCAUCUGGGUGGUGAUCACGCUUUCCACCGUCGGCCACCUUGUUGGGGCGCUGAUCCUGAUCUUCGACUGCCAGCCGGUUGACCGGGCCUGGGACCCGACGAUCGCGGGGAGUUGUCUCCCCACGGGGCCGACCUUCUACGGACUGGCGGCGUUCACGAUCGUCUGCGACGUGGCCAUCAUCAUGCUGCCCAUCCCGUUGCUCCUGCAGUUGAACAUCAAGCCCGCCCAGAAGGCCGGGGUGGUGUGUCUGUUCCUGCUGGGCCUGUUCACCACCGGCUGCUCCAUCCUGCGUCUCACCCAGAUCCAUCGGGUCGCGUACGGCGACGGGAAUUCCACCAUGCUGGUGCUCUGGGGCACCAUCGAAUUCAACGUCGGGAACAUCAUGACCUGCGUGCCCUUCCUGGCGCCCCUGCUGAAGGGCGCGGUGCGGGAUUUCCGAUCUUCCAGCGACCGCAAGACAUACGAUCCACGCAGCUAUGCCCUGCAGUCCUGGUCCAAAGACCCCCGAUCCCAGCUGCGAUCGACCACCUCGGCGGCCCCGCAGCCGCGACGGACUCCCAGCGAGGAGCUGAUCCUGGACAGCCGGUUGGACGAGGGGGGCAUCCAUAUGACGGUGGAGCUCCGAGUAUCCCUGGAGGAGAAGGCGACGAGGGAGGGCUGA
Molecule: messenger RNA, 1059 nt
Organism: Aspergillus heteromorphus CBS 117.55
Lineage: Eukaryota; Fungi; Ascomycota; Eurotiomycetes; Eurotiales; Aspergillaceae
Exons: 6
Coding region: 1-1059 (352 amino acids)
Source: RefSeq, a predicted model, not a curated record